Molecule: messenger RNA, 1224 nt
Organism: Tripterygium wilfordii
Lineage: Eukaryota; Viridiplantae; Streptophyta; Magnoliopsida; Celastrales; Celastraceae
Product: GATA transcription factor 18-like
Exons: 2
Coding region: 222-992 (256 amino acids)
Biological process (GO): flower development; regulation of DNA-templated transcription
Molecular function (GO): DNA-binding transcription factor activity; zinc ion binding; sequence-specific DNA binding
Source: RefSeq, a predicted model, not a curated record
UAAAGCUACCAGACAAACACUUGUUCUCAGUCCUCUCCCUCUUCCUCCCUUCAUUCAAACACUAUAUUAUUACAUAUCGCUCUCAGUUUACUAUUUGGCUCGUACUCUCUGUCACACUCACCUCCUCUUUAACUAUAAACUCCACAUCACCCUCUUCAUUCUUCUCUCAUUGCCCACCUCUUCCUUCCUUCCUUCUUCUUCUUCUUCUCUUUCACUAUCAAAUGAUGCAUAGGUGUCAAGGGAACAUGGUUGGACCAUGUUCAUGUGGUUUGUUUCACAGCCAAGGGAACAGUAGUUGCUUCUCCAUGCUAUUCUCCAUGCCUGAUCAUCAGAAGUCUUAUGAAGAAACAACCGAUAUGUAUUCUUUCACGUCCUCUUCAGUUGAUUGCACACUCUCUCUUGGCACCCCAUCGACUCGUUUAAGCGAUCAAGAUGAUAACGAGAGUCAGAAAAAUCGCUGCAUGUCUAACUUGUGCUGGGACAUUUGGCAGUCCAAAGGUUCCUCAGCCUAUCCACCAACUCACAAGACCAGCAGUCGUAGUGGAAGCAACAAUGGUAGCAGCAGCACUGCUAGCAACUCAACCAAUGAUCCUCUCCUCGCUCGUAGAUGUGCCAACUGUGACACCACCUCUACCCCUCUUUGGAGAAAUGGACCCAGAGGCCCAAAGUCAUUGUGCAAUGCGUGUGGAAUUCGGUUCAAGAAGGAAGAGAGGAGAGCGACAGCAGCAAAUGGGAGUGGAAAUGGAGGUUCAUCAGGAGUGAUGGAGCAGCAACAGAGUUACAAUCCAUGGGUUCAUCAUCAAUCACAGCAGAGUUCACAGAAAAUGGCAUGCUAUUCUCAGACAAAUGAAUUCAGGUUCAUAGAAGACAGUAGUAGCGAUCAUGUUGACUCAGCUGAUCAUCAUAAUAACACAGGCAUUAAUCCAUUCCUUUCCUGGCGACUCAACGUCACAGACAGGCCAACAAGCCUUGUCCAUGACUUUACAAGAUGAAGAAUUCAUUAUAUAUAUAUAUAUAUAAAUAUAUAUUUAACGUAUGACGAUCGAUGUUGAUGUGGAAGAUGUUGUUGAUGGUGAUGGUUGUGAUGGAUAUGGUCUCGUCAAGUCAAAAAUUCUAUUUAGCAGUUUCUUUUCUUUAUAAGUAUGAUGUUUCCUUUUCUUCUCCGUCUCAGUUACCUAGAUGGAGUGAAAACGGGAUAAUUCCAUGUUCUUUGUUUACUUGGCA